GUGCAAGAUUGACUCAGAGUACUGAUGGGAGGUGUGGCGUAUCAUGUGAAGAAACGUCUCACCAUCGACUGGUCCAGGAUGAAUUUAUGAUAGAUAUGGAGAAGUCAACACACGAGUUUGGUACCCAUAUAGGAGAGGUGACUGUUGAUAAAGAAUGCUCAGUUGCUACCCAAUAUGACUGUAGUACGAGGGAAAAGGAAUUACAUGUAUAUAGCUGUAAUUUCUGUCAACAGGGCUUUCCUUCAAAAUACAGACUCAUAAAGCAUGUGUUUAUGCACAUUGAUGGCAUGCAACCACCUUUGUAUGUUUGUAAGUGGUGUGGUGAGAUAUUUGACAGUAAAUUUAGUUUGAAAAAACAUCUGAGAAUGAGUGAGAAUGAUCACGUCUUAAAUGCUGGCAACCAUGAAAAAUAUGGCUAUAGUGGUGAGCAUCAAAGCAGUAUCCUUUUGGAUAGUUUGCCAGAAGUUUCUGUUACAGAACACAAUGUGUGCUCUUCAUACAAGGAAACUUGGAAAACUUCAAGGAAGUCCUGUAAUGACGUGUGUAACACACCUAUGAGAAAUGAUGCUGAUAAAAUAAGUGACUAUGGAACUUUGUCUACAGCUGUUAAUGUCAGUGCUCAGGGUGAUCUACUUACUGCAAACAGUACGGACAAAUGUGGUAUUUGUGGCAAAUUGUGUGGUAGGUCAGGUCAUCCCAAGAGAGAGAAAUUACUUGACACAGGAAAGAAACCCCACGAAUGUGAGAUUCGUGGCGAAUCGUUUUCUCAGUCAGGUCAUCUCAAGAUAGAUGAAUUAAUGCACACUGGGAAGAAACCUCACAAAUGUAAGAUUUGUGGGAGAUAUUUUGCUAGGUCGAGCAAUCUCAAGAGACACGAAUUAAUUCACACUGGAAACAAACCUCACAAAUGUGUGUUUUGUGACAAAUCGUUUGCCCAGUCAGGUAGUCUCAAGACUCAUGAGUCAAUUCACACUGGAAAGAAACCUCACAAAUGUGAGAUUUGUGGGAUCUCUUUUGCUAGGGCAGGUUAUCUCAAGACUCACAUUUUAAUUCACACUGGGAAGAAACCUCACAAAUGUAAGAUAUGUGGGAGAAGUUUUGUUUUGUCGAGCAAUCUCAAGAGACAUGAAUUAAUUCACAGUGGCAACAAACCUCACAAAUGUGUGAUUUGUGACAAAUCGUUUGCCCAAUCAGGUAGUCUCAAGACUCACGAGUUAAUUCACACUGGAAAGAAACCUCACAAAUGUGAGAUUUGUGGGAAAUCUUUUCAUAGGUCAGAUAGGCUCAAGACACAUGAAUUAGUUCACACUGGAAAGAAACCUCACAAAUGUGAGAUUUGUGGGAAAUCUUUUGCUAGGUCAGGCUAUCUCAAGGCACACUUAUUAAAUCACACUGGAAAGAAACCUCGCAAAUGUUUGAUUUGUGACAAAUCGUUUGCACAUCCAAGUAAUCUGAAGACUCACCAAUUAAUUCACACUGGAAACAAAACUCACAAAUGUGAGAUUUGUGGGAGAUGUUUUGCUUUGUCAAGUUAUCUCAAGAAACAUUUAUUAAUUCACACUGGGAAGAAACCUCACAAAUGUAAUAUUUGUGGGAAAUCCUUUGCUUUGUUGAAUGAUCUCAAUAGGCACACAUUAAUUCACACUGGAAAGAAAUCCCAUGAAUGCGAUAUUUGUGGAAAGUCUUUUGCUAGGGCAGGCAAUCUCAAGGCCCAUACAUUACUUCACAUUGGAGAGCAACCUCACAAAUGUGAGAUUUGUGGGAAAUCUUUUGCUGUGUCCAGCAUUCUCAAAACACAUGCAUUCAUUCACAUUAGAAAGAAACCUCACAAAUGUGAGAUUAGUGGGAAGUCAUUUGCUAUGUCAGGCGAUCUCAAGACACAUGCAUUAGAACACAUUGGAAGGGGACCUCACAAAUGUGAUGUCUGUGACAAAAGUUUCACUAAAUUGGGUACUCUCAAGACACAUGCAUUGCUUCACGUCAGAAAGAAACUACAAGUAAGUGUUGGUGUACACAAAUAGGUUUUCCUGGUUUGUGCCCUCAAGGCCUAUAAAGUAAUGGAUGUAACCGGGAACAAUAAAUUGCAGUUCCUGUGAAAUAACAUUAAAAUGUGGUAGAAUUGUGGAAAAAAAAUGUGCAAUGAUGUGUACUAUAGAGUGGUAACAGAUAAUGUGACAAUAUAAAAAUCCAUAUCUACAGAUUGUGAUGUCAAGAACUUCUAUUACUAAAUACUCCAGAAACAUGAAUCAAAUGUGUUUUUGUCAUUAACACUGCUGCUUUUUCCUAUCGAUCUUGGGACAAGAAGAUUGUGAAUUGUGAUAAAUGAUUUACCUUCGUCAGUAAUCAUAAGUACAAUGCAAUAUUCAGUAUAAGGCCAAGGAAAUGUGAUGACUUGCUGCUUAAUAUUCUAGACAUAGUCAUUAUGUAGUACUUUAACUGCACUUUAGAAACAAUGUUAUCAAAAAUAUAUCCAUGGCACUUCCUUCAUAAAGGCUAGUAAACUUAACACUGGAGAAACGUGGUUAUGGCAUUAUUUUACUAAUGUAUGUUUUGUGAAGAGAUCUGCUGUGUGUGUCAUUAAUAGCGUGUACAUUUAUGUUCUGUUCAUAUUAAUCCUGCAUUUGUAAACGUAACAACAAAUAUAACAAUCUAAUUGAUAGCAUGUUUGUCCACUUUUGGAACACAAUACAUGAACAAUUCUACAUGAUAUGGACUUGACAUGUCGUUUUCAUAUUUCUGGAUGUAUGUUGCACCAGUUGUAUUGCACACAUUCAAAUCAGCUAAAUGGUGUGGUCGAGACAUCAGUGUUAGUUACCAUGCUACUCAGACCACUGUGUAGUCGUUCUGUACAUGUGACAUGGACAGUUACCUGCUGAAAGCUGCCUUCACUGUGGGAGAGCACAUCAGGCAUGAAGGAAUCUAUGUAGUUCCAAUAAAGGUGACAUGUCUGCAACUGUCAUGAUGCCUCCAAUUAUUACCAGAUGUCCCAAAGGAGCCCAAGUGACUUGCCCGAUAGCAUAAUGGGUCCUCGAUCUGGUGCCAUUCACCUACAUGACUGCAUAUCUGGAUGUGGCAUUCACCUGGUGUAACAAGAAAUGUCACUUGUCCUGACAGUUGGCAGUUUACAUUAGCAUUGACCUCCAUUCCAGCAUCAAUGAUCCCUUGUGCAAUGCAGUUGCAAUUGAACAAUUUGAUGGGUUAGUAUGGAAACAUACAGAGACCAUAUGUUGUGGAGCCCUAUGUUCAAAAAUGUACACUGAAUUGUGUGUUUUAAAAUGUGUAUGGCCUCUCCAGCAUUAUUUUCUGUCAUUAGAUAUGCCUCAUAUUGCCACGUUUCCAGCUUUACAGAGCAGACAAGCCUCUGAUCUCCAUGAUUUGUGAUGAGGUAUAGAUGUAUUACAUCUUUUGAUAAGGUUAUGGAUUUAUCACCUUUCAACCACUUUCUCUGGAUGUGCACAACAGUAGCAUAGGUCCAGCCAACCAGCUUCACCACUUUUGAGGUGUUAGUUCCCAACUGCAAUACCACUGUAACCUGUCCUUUGCUAAAGUCACUUAUGUCAUUGGAUUUACAUUUUCACAGCCUAUCUAAUUGGUAGAACAAUUCCUUCUUAAUCUCUGAUCUGCUAUACUUGUAAUCUGAAUACUGCAUCAUGUGUGUACAACAUGGCAUUCAUUCUCCUCACAGGCAGUGUUCAUGAUAUUUUUGCUCAUCAAUGCAUCUUCAUGUAAAUGGGUCAGAUGGGAAAAUGUGUAAUCUAACAAAAUCAUUGUGCUUGGUUACCAUUUACACCAGUGCACAAUAGCCAUAUUUUUUUGUGAAAUUUUUUUGUUUCACAAAGCUCUGUACGUAAUUCAGAGAUAUUGUAGAUAAGUGUUAUGCACCUCUUAAUUCUUUGUUAAGCGUUUAAUACUGUAUAAGGUACAUGCAAGAACAACAUUUGGGAGAGCUGAGAAUGUGAGUACUAAAUAUGUCCAGUGUUAUAGUCAAAGAUGUUUCCAUUUUGCAUAUUUUUCUUAAUUUGUGUAAA
Messenger RNA from Schistocerca cancellata (South American locust), 4028 nucleotides. RefSeq names its product zinc finger protein 729-like. The transcript has 2 exons. The coding region runs from base 87 to 2021 and encodes 644 amino acids. The record is from RefSeq and is a predicted model, not a curated record. Lineage: Eukaryota; Metazoa; Arthropoda; Insecta; Orthoptera; Acrididae. Gene Ontology annotation, molecular function: DNA-binding transcription repressor activity, RNA polymerase II-specific. Gene Ontology annotation, biological process: negative regulation of transcription by RNA polymerase II.